Messenger RNA from Grus americana (Whooping crane), 1731 nucleotides. It is a transcript of the gene SNX21, whose product is annotated as sorting nexin family member 21. The transcript has 4 exons. The coding region runs from base 219 to 1322 and encodes 367 amino acids. NCBI's taxonomy places the organism in Eukaryota, Metazoa, Chordata, Aves, Gruiformes, Gruidae. Gene Ontology annotation, biological process: protein transport. The record is from RefSeq and is a predicted model, not a curated record. Gene Ontology annotation, cellular component: early endosome membrane. Gene Ontology annotation, molecular function: protein binding; phosphatidylinositol phosphate binding.
GAGCUGCCGUGACCCGGGCGGUUCGUGCCAGGCAGCGCCGUGCCGUGCCGAUCCCAGCUGUGCCGGGCCGUGCCGGCCCCUCCGCCGCGAUCCGGGUUCCCGGCGGAGGCGGAGCCGCGCAGGGAGGAUCCCGGGACGAGCCGUGGCGGAGCAGCCAUCGCUCGGCACCGCCCGGCUCGGCACGGCCCGGGCCGGGCCAGCACGCUGCGCCGGACGGGAUGGCCGCUCGCAUCCUGCACCGUCUGCGGCACGCGUUGGCCGGCGAAGGCGACCGGGAGGAGCGGGUACGUGGCGGCUCUGAGGCCGAGGAGUUCCCGGAGAGCUCGGAGCUGGAGGACGACACGGAGGGGCUGUCGACGCGCCUCAGCGGCACCCUGAGCUUCACCAGCCACGACGAGGAGGAGGAAGAGGAGGAGGAGGAGGAGGACGGUGCUGGAGAGGAGCUGGGGGAGCCACUGCAGCCGACAGGAGCGGCGGCGGGUGCAGAGGACGGAGAGUGGGGCUCCACAGCAGAGCGCCCCGGCAGCAGCCUGCUGACCCGGCAGCUGCAGGAGCUGUGGAGGAAAUCGCGGGGCAGCCUGGCACCGCAGCGGCUGCUCUUCGAGGUCACCAGCGCCAGCGUGGUCAGCGAGCGCUCCUCCAAGUACGUGCUCUACACCAUCUACCUGAUCCGCUCCGGCCGGUUUGACAAGGCCCCCGCUGCCAUUGCCCGGCGCUACUCGGACUUUGAGCGGCUGAACCGUCGCCUGCGCUGUCGCUUUGGCUGCGACAUGGCUGGCAUCGCCUUCCCCAGGAAGAGACUGCGCCGGAACUUCACCGCUGAGACCAUUGCCAAGCGGAGCCGAGCCUUCGAGCAGUUCCUGUCCCACCUGCACUCCAUCGCUGAGAUUCGCCGCUCCCCUGAGUUCCUCGAAUUCUUCUUCUUGCAAGACCUGCAGGCUGCACAGCGCCUGACCUGCACCGGCAUGUACCGUGAAGCCCUGGCCACCUGGGCCAAUGCAUACCGGCUGCAGGACCGGCUGGGGGUCUGUGGCUCCGGCCGCUUUCUCCUGACGCUGGCUGGGCUGGCCGUCUGCCACCAGGAGCUGGAUGAGCUCGGUGAGGCCCACGGCUGCUGCGAGCAGGCGCUGCAGCUGCUCGAAGCCCAGGGCAGCCACCCGCUGCUGGGGCCCUUCCUGCAGGCCCAUGUCCACCUGGCCUGGAAAGUGGGCAAGGACAAGCGGCACUCGGAGGCCCGGCUACAGGACCUGCGGGAGGCAGGGCUGCCCCUGCAGCAGCAGCCCACCCUGAAGGAGUGCUUGAUCAAGGAGACUCUGGAGUGAGUGCCCCGCCAUGCCGGCACCUGCACUGGUAGGGGGGCAGGGGUCUGUGUGUGGCUCAUGCCCGAGGUGGCUGAGAGCAGUGAGGGUGAUACCACGGGUGGGGAUGGGGCAGGGAGGCAGCACUGUGCUCCGGUGGGCAGUGUGGCCCAUGCCUGGGAGCUGCCUCGAAAAUGCACUUUCUCUGUGGUUAGUCUGUCCCGUGGGGCCAGGUGCUCAUGGGUGCUCGUCACCCACACUGGCACUGCUGGGUGCUGGCUCCCCCUCUGUGGGGGGCUUCUACAGUGGACGGGACUUCAGCUGGGACAUACUGGCACUGCAUAAGGGAACAGGAAGGCUGGGUCUGGAAGGAACUUCCCAUAAAACUUAUAUAAUACAAUAAAAAGGACUUUAUUUAAUAAAGUCUUGGUAG